UCCAGCCUUCUCUUUUCGAAUAUUUCCGAAUCCAGCAAAGACUCAGAGUUUUGAGGAUCCAUCUAUCGGCAACAACAAGAUGGCGCUUUCCAAGUUGACACUCGUUUGCAUGAUAUUUUGCAUGUGCAUCAUGCUAAGCCAAGUGAUGGUCGAGGCAAAAAGCGUUCACGUAUAUGUCGACGACGUUGAAAUGGUGGACAGAGAAAACGAUGUUCGAAACGAUGACGUGCAUGGCGUAUUGGCCCGUAACAAACGAUCAAGCAGUUCAUCAAGCUCUUCAUCAAGCUCUUCAAGUUCUUCUUCAGAGUCUGAGGAAACCACAACAGCAACAACAACAACAGCAGCAACGACAACAACAGCAGCUACAACAACAACAGCAGCUACAACAACAACAGCAGCAACAACAACAGUGGUACCACCAACAUAA
This is a messenger RNA of Lytechinus variegatus (green sea urchin), 427 nucleotides long. RefSeq lists its product as uncharacterized. The coding region runs from base 80 to 427 and encodes 115 amino acids. The record is from RefSeq and is a predicted model, not a curated record. The transcript is spliced from 3 exons. NCBI's taxonomy places the organism in Eukaryota, Metazoa, Echinodermata, Echinoidea, Temnopleuroida, Toxopneustidae.